AUGCACCAGAUUUACAGCUGCAGCGACGAGAACUUGGAGGUUUUCACCACCGUGAUUUCAUCCAAAACGUGUAGCCCUGCCCGGAGGAGAACCAAAGGCACCCAGCACAUUCUGACCAAGAGUGUCGUGGCCGUAUCAGAGCAUCGCCGCCCCCGGGCAGAGCAGCCGCAGCCCCAGCAGGGUGAGCUCCUGCAGGCACUGUGCAGAGAGGAUGAGGUGCAGGGCUUGGGGCACCUGCAGAGCAGGCAGAGGGGGCCCUGCCCCACCAAGGUGGGACUUGCUGAACGAGAGCCAUCCAGAUCCUGUAACCACCUGCUGGAUGGAAAAUCUUCGUCCCCACCAUCACCAGUUGCCCGUAUCACAGUGAGAGCAGCAGCUGUCCCAGGCUCACCUGGAGGCCACAACACUUCUGCACAAGAGCACAGGCAGCGCUGGAGGAAGACAGCAGAGUAUGACCUGACCCUGCCACCUGGAGCAGAAGCUUCCCUACCACUGACAGGAGGCAGCCUGUGUGGGACACCCAGCCUCCUGAGGAAGAUGUGGAUGAAGCACAAGAAGAAGUCAGAGUACCUGGGAGCAACAAACAGUGCCUUUGAGGCAGACUGA
Messenger RNA from Indicator indicator, 606 nucleotides. RefSeq names its product vexin (gene VXN). The record is from RefSeq and is a predicted model, not a curated record. The coding region runs from base 1 to 606 and encodes 201 amino acids. Gene Ontology annotation, biological process: neurogenesis; neuron differentiation. The transcript is spliced from 6 exons. Lineage: Eukaryota; Metazoa; Chordata; Aves; Piciformes; Indicatoridae.